Messenger RNA from Culex pipiens pallens (northern house mosquito), 1936 nucleotides. It is a transcript of the gene Srp54k, whose product is annotated as signal recognition particle 54 kDa protein. Gene Ontology annotation, cellular component: signal recognition particle, endoplasmic reticulum targeting; cytosol. Lineage: Eukaryota; Metazoa; Arthropoda; Insecta; Diptera; Culicidae. Bases 281 to 1795 code for a protein of 504 amino acids. Gene Ontology annotation, biological process: SRP-dependent cotranslational protein targeting to membrane; SRP-dependent cotranslational protein targeting to membrane, translocation. The transcript has 2 exons. The record is from RefSeq and is a predicted model, not a curated record. Gene Ontology annotation, molecular function: GTP binding; ATP hydrolysis activity; GTPase activity.
CCGCACCCUCCCUCUGCUGCAUGCACUCUGCAAAGCCAAGUCGGCCACAUAAACAGCUUUUUCAUAAAUCGGGAAAAAUCGCCUAAAUUUCAUCAUUUCGCGUGCUCGAAGCAGAGCAUUUCCGGGUGCAGCAGAUUGGGCGCCCGCAAGCGAUGCCCAUUUGGAACCGAGGUCAAAGUCUCACGUUAAAAAGUGCGUAGUUGGAAACUAGUUUGGAUCGCGUGGAACCCAGGUCGGAGUAUUUUUUUUUAGGAAGAAGGAAUUUUAUUAAGGCAGCAAGAUGGUUUUGGCGGAUCUCGGCCGGAAGAUUACGAAUGCGUUGCAUUCGCUCAGCAAAGCGACCAUCAUCAAUGCCGAGGUGUUGGACGCGAUGCUGAAGGAGAUUUGCACGGCCCUGCUGGAGGCCGAUGUGAACAUCCGGUUGGUGAAGAAGCUGCGGGAGAACGUCAAGUCGGUGAUUGACUUUGACGAGAUGGCUGGGGGGUUGAACAAGCGCCGGAUGAUCCAGACGGCGGUGUUUAAGGAGCUGGUCAAGCUGGUCGAUCCGGGCGUGAAGCCGUACCAGCCGGUGAAGGGACGGCCGAAUAUUAUCAUGUUUGUCGGGCUGCAGGGUUCGGGGAAGACGACGACCUGUACGAAGUUGGCGUAUCAUUACCAGAAGAAGAACUGGAAGUCGUGCCUGGUGUGCGCGGAUACGUUCCGUGCUGGUGCGUACGAUCAGAUCAAGCAGAACGCCACCAAGGCCAGGAUUCCGUUCUACGGAAGCUACACCGAGGUGGAUCCGGUCGUGAUCGCCCAGGACGGCGUGGAGAUGUUCAAGAAGGAGGGCUUUGAGUUUAUCAUCGUGGACACGAGCGGUCGUCACAAGCAGGAGGAAUCGCUGUUCGAGGAGAUGUUGGCGGUCGCGACGGCCAUCAAGCCGGACAACAUUAUCUUCGUGAUGGACGCCACGAUCGGACAGGCUUGCGAGGCGCAGGCGAAGGCGUUCAAGGAAAAGGUCGACAUCGGAUCCGUUAUCAUCACCAAGCUGGACGGACACGCCAAGGGAGGAGGUGCGCUGUCGGCGGUGGCCGCGACCAGCUCGCCGAUCAUCUUCAUCGGAACCGGCGAGCACAUUGACGAUUUGGAACCGUUCAAGACGAAGCCCUUUAUUAGCAAACUGCUCGGCAUGGGAGACAUCGAGGGGUUGAUUGAGAAGGUGAACGAUUUGAACCUGGACGACAACGAGGAACUCAUUGACAAGAUUAAGCACGGACAGUUUACGAUUCGGGACAUGUACGAGCAGUUCCAGAACAUUAUGAAGAUGGGACCGUUUUCGCAGAUUAUGGGCAUGAUCCCCGGCUUCUCGCAGGACUUUAUGACCAAGGGCGGCGAGCAGGAGUCGAUGGCCCGCAUCAAGCGCCUCAUGACCAUGAUGGACUCGAUGUCGGACGGCGAGCUGGACAACAAGGACGGGGCGAAGCUGUUCAGCAAGCAGCCGACGCGCGUCGUCCGCGUGGCCCAGGGUUCGGGCGUUACGGAUCGUGAGGUGCGCGACCUGAUCACGCAGUACACCAAGUUCGCGGCGGUCAUCAAGAAGAUGGGCGGCAUCAAGGGCCUGUUCAAGAGCGGCGAUAUGACCAAGAACGUCAACCCCACCCAGAUGGCCAAGCUGAACCAGCAGAUGGCGAAGAUGAUCGACCCGCGGAUGUUCCAGCAGAUGGGCGGCAUGAGCGGACUGCAGAACAUGAUGCGGCAGCUGCAGCAGGGCGCCGGCGGGCUCGGGAACCUGAUGGGAGGGUUCGGCAAACCUUAAGUCGUUACUUUUAUAAUUUUUCAGAGAGGAAUUAUUUUUUUUUUGUUUUUAAUUGAACCGAUGUAGAGAGCAUUUUGUUUUUUUUUUUGGUUUCGUUAGUGAAAAUAAAAAUCCACUUCUAUCCGUAUUACGAAUAAACCU